This is a messenger RNA of Cotesia congregata, 1443 nucleotides long. NCBI's taxonomy places the organism in Eukaryota, Metazoa, Arthropoda, Insecta, Hymenoptera, Braconidae. The record is from the annotation of a GenBank genome assembly.
UUAUUAACAAUUUUUUAAUUACUUUUUAAUUAUUCUUAAUCAUAUAGAUUAUCAUGAAGUGGAAGAAGAUAUUUAUUAUAAUUUUUCUAAUGGGAUUAUCGUCUUCUCAAUCCGAAAUUACCGGUGUAGAUCCAAAAUUACUUAUUGAAAUAUUUGGUACACCACCACCUAGACAAGUAGCUCCGAUUCCAACUACAACAAACCGCCCGUCGACGACAUUCAGCACCAAAGGCUUAAAUCAAUUAAUUGAUGAAGUUUUUGGCACUCCUAAUAGAGAAAAUUAUGAAAAAAGUCCAUCAAAUAAUCAGGGAAUUAAUGUUAACACUCCAGAAAAUUAUGGUUGUGAAUGCGUUAAUUAUUACUUGUGUUCAAACGGGACAAUUGUUAAUGAUGGUGUUGGAAUAAUUGAUAUCAGACUUGGAGAAAAUACCUGUGACAAUUAUUUAGAAGUUUGCUGUUCACCUUCGAAUAUCCUGGACCGUGACAAGCGUCGAACACCGAAGCCAAAGGUCCGUCGUGGAUGCGGAUAUCGUAAUUUCAAUGGUGUAGGUUUUAGAAUCACCGGAGCUGAUAAUAGUGAAGCUGAGUUUGGAGAAUUUCCUUGGAUGGUUGCUGUUUUACUUCCGGAUGGAACUUUGGUGAAUACUCAAGAAGAAGAAAAAUUCCAUUAUCAGUGUGGAGGUUCUUUAAUUCAUCCUCGAGCCGUUUUGACAGCUGCGCACUGUGUUAAAGGAUUAAACUCUAGAGAUUUAGUCGUAAGAGCCGGCGAAUGGGACACUCAAACACAAAGUGAACCACUUCCACAUCAAAAUCGAGAUGUUUCAAGAAUUAUUAUGCACCCUAAUUUUAAAUCUGGAAAUUUACACAAUGAUUUUGCGGUAUUAAUUUUAUCUGAAGCGAUGGAACAAGCUGAGAAUGUUGAUGUUGUUUGUCUGCCUGAUAAAUAUGAGAUUUUUGACAAUACAAGGUGCGUUGCAAGCGGUUGGGGAAAAAAUGUCUUUGGUAAAGAAGGAGAAUACCAAGUUAUUCUAAAACGAGUAGAUUUACCAGCAAUUAAUCACGCAGUCUGUCAAAAUUCUCUACGUGAAACUAGACUUGGAAAAUAUUUCCAAUUAAAUGAAAGUUUUAUGUGCGCUGGAGGUGAACCUGGAAAAGACACUUGCAAGGGUGAUGGAGGUAGUCCACUAGUCUGCCCUCUUCGUGAUGAUCCAACUCGCUACUCACAAGCUGGAAUAGUUUCUUGGGGCAUCGGUUGUGGCGAAGACCGAGUUCCAGGUGUCUAUUCAAAUGUCGCGUAUGCACGCGAAUGGAUUGAUCAACAAUUAGCAGAAGCAUUUUCCGCAUUUUCUGGCUAAUUUCCUUCAAUUUUUUUUACAAUAUAUAAAUAACAUUAAUAUUAAUUAUUUUAAAAUGUUAAAUAAUAAAUAAAAUAAAUAAAACAUA